AUGCAAAAAGUCCUCGAUGCAAGCACCAAAGACACUCCCGACGUCGUAAUCGGAAGGUUCUGGAAUGACCCUAACAACAAGACCAUUGUUGACUCAUUCAUGAACAACAAGCUUUGUAUCAACGCUGCUAAAGGCGACAGGGAUGCUCUGGAAGCCUUCAAGAAAUAUGCCGUGCAAGACUACUUUUAUCUUGUCGAUUGGGUCGGCUUUAGAGCCCUGCGCUUCGCCACUCUCCCUCAUGACGACUUUAACCUUGAUGCUCUCGACAACGAACUCGCGUCUGUGUCUCGGACCACCAGCUAUGUCAAAGACUGGUUUCAAACCUGCAUCAAUAACCUCGGAGUUACCGAGAGCCAGUUCAAGGUAGAGCGGUCUAUCGCAGAGAUUGCAUAUGCGCAAUUUCUUCAGAACAAUGCUCGGUCCGAUGAUUGGUACAACCUUCAUGUGAUCCUCAUCGGGUGCUACUGGGCUUGGUGCAAGCUCGCUUUGAAGCUCUAUAACGACCCCACCACCGACAAGACGACGACUUUCUACAAGUAUUGGAUCCAAGCCAACCUUGAUCUCACUAACCCGAACCAGCCGGACUUCACGUCGUCAGCCAAGGCACUAUCGCUGUUCUUGGACCAGAACGAAUCAGCGUGGUCUUCGAGUCAAUCACGCACGCAGGCGACGGAUCUAUUCCGAUCCGCCCUCAGGCUCGAAGUCGCGUUGUUCGAUUCUGGCUAUGAAACGCCGACUCCGAGGGUGCAGUGA
Punctularia strigosozonata HHB-11173 SS5 is the source of this 753-nucleotide messenger RNA. RefSeq names its product heme oxygenase-like protein. NCBI's taxonomy places the organism in Eukaryota, Fungi, Basidiomycota, Agaricomycetes, Corticiales, Punctulariaceae. The transcript is spliced from 5 exons. Bases 1 to 753 code for a protein of 250 amino acids. The record is from RefSeq and is a predicted model, not a curated record.